Apiotrichum porosum is the source of this 354-nucleotide messenger RNA. RefSeq lists its product as uncharacterized. The record is from RefSeq and is a predicted model, not a curated record. The transcript is spliced from 4 exons. Bases 1 to 354 code for a protein of 117 amino acids. NCBI's taxonomy places the organism in Eukaryota, Fungi, Basidiomycota, Tremellomycetes, Trichosporonales, Trichosporonaceae.
AUGUCGUGGACUCAUAGCCGGUCUACUACUCCACGUCGCCAAACGAGCUCCCCGAGCCCAAGUGGAGAACGCCUGUCCAUUGAGCCAAAGAGGGAGGUCAGGUCUGUCAGGAUCAGACUUCGCGAUCAGUCCGAGUCCAAGAGCGCAGAGUUCAAGGUCAAGGUCACCGUCCGGUGGAUUCAGCUCAAGGAACUUUACGCCAGGCAGCACAGCGACAUGGAUCCCACCUCUCUCCGUCUCAUUCUGGAGGGCAACAGGGUCGACCUCACCCCGGAUUCUGUUAUCGCCGACAGUCUUGACGAGGAUACCGUGGAGGGCGAGGUGAUCACCGUCGAUGUUGUGCUUGAGCGUUGA